Truncatella angustata is the source of this 1560-nucleotide messenger RNA. RefSeq lists its product as uncharacterized. The coding region runs from base 1 to 1560 and encodes 519 amino acids. Gene Ontology annotation, biological process: ribophagy; protein deubiquitination. The record is from RefSeq and is a predicted model, not a curated record. Lineage: Eukaryota; Fungi; Ascomycota; Sordariomycetes; Amphisphaeriales; Sporocadaceae. The transcript is spliced from 5 exons. Gene Ontology annotation, cellular component: Ubp3-Bre5 deubiquitination complex; cytosol; ribonucleoprotein complex. Gene Ontology annotation, molecular function: mRNA binding.
AUGGCAAGCACAAACGGUUCCACCGCUGUCGAGCAAUCGGGCGGUCCCAACAACAACAACCUUGGCAAGGAUGAGGUGGCCUGGUUCUUUGUCGAGCAAUACUACACCACCCUCAGCAAGACACCUGAGAAGCUCCACCUAUUCUACAGCAAGCGAUCCCAGUUCGUGUACGGAGCAGAGGCCGAGGUAGCUGACGUCUCGGUCGGUAGACAGAACAUUCAAGAGCGAAUCAAGUCUCUCGACCUGUCGGAAAACUGCAGUAAGGUUCGCAUCUCCAAUGUCGACUCCCAGACCUCUUUCGACAACAUCGUCAUCCAAGUCAUCGGUGAGACAUCCAACAGGGCUGGCGAUGACCCAAAGAAGUUCGUGCAGACCUUUGUUCUGGCCCAGCAGCCUUCCGGCUACUUUGUCCUGAACGACAUUCUCCGUUACCUCAACGAGGAGACCGAGGAGGAGCAGGGCGACAUUGCUACCCAGGAGGCUGCCGUCGAGGUCGCUGCUCCUGCCCCCGCCUCCGCUCCUGCUGCUGCCGAGACUCAGGAGGAGCCUGCGGCCAAGCCUGAACCAGUCGCAGAGGAGACCGCCCCCGCGGCAUCUUCUUUUGACGCCGGCGCCGUUGAUGAGAAGUUGGAGGAGGUCGCCACCAAGGACACUGCCGACGUCAAUGGAGACGAUGCGGCCGAGGCCUCCCCUGAGCCGGCAGCUGCUCCCGAGCCAGAGGCUCCAGCUCCCGCCGAGCCCACCAAGGUCACUGACCCAGAAGAGACAGCUCGUCAACUUGAGGAGGAGGACACCAAGGAGCCGGAGAAGCCCACUGACCCAAGCCCAACCCCUGUUGCUGCUCGUCAACAGCCUCCUGCCCCUCAACCCUCGGCUCCCGCUCAGCCACCCAAGCCAAUGACCUGGGCUAGCCGUCUCGCUGCUGGUGCACCUCCCAAGCCCGUCGUUCCUCUCCCCAAGGCGGCGACCCCAGCUGCCCAGCCGAAGCCGGCAGGCCAACCCGCUGCAGCCGCCGCAAAGGCCGCCGCCGCUCCCGCUCAAGCAGCUGAAGCACCAGCAGCUACCAAAGACGAGUGGCAAACAGCUGGCAGCGACAACAAGAAGCACACCCGCAUUCAGUCCGUCUCUAGCCCUCAGCCAGAGAAGGAAGGUGUUUUGGGAUACGUUAAGUAUGUUACCGAGAAAGUCCAGCAGGACGAACUGAAGGCGGCAUUGGCCAAGUACGGCGACGUUGCCUACCUCGACAUCAACCGCGCAAAGAGCUGCGCCUUUGUUGAGUUUGCGAGCCCCGCUGGUUACCAAGCAGCUGUAGCUGCUAAUCCCCAUGUGGUCAAUGGCGAGAAUAUCACUGUCGAGCCUCGCCGCGCCAAGGCCCAACCCUACGGUGGUGGCAACUUCGGCUCGGGGCGCGGAAACCCGGCCAACCGAGGACGUGGUGGGUUUGAUGGAGGUCGCAGCGGAAGCCAAGGUGGCCGAGGCAACUUUGGCGGCCAGAACCGUGGCGGACGAGGUGGAGCUCGGGGAGCUCGGGGAGGUGCCCAGCCUCCUGCUGCUGCUUAA